CCACUGUCACCUUGUACCUCUUCUUAAAAAAUUCAAUGAUUACAGUGAAUGACCAGAAGCAAGUUUGGGUGAACGGGCUGCCGGUGAGAAUCCCACUUGAGAUCACAAACGUAGUGAAGUUUGAGUUGACCGGCGAUGUGAUUGUCCUUCAGACACCUCAGGUUCAAGUAACAUUUGGCCCAAAUCGUAGAAUAUCCGUGUCUGUCAGCCCAGCUUUGACAGGGAAGGUGUGUGGAGCAUGUGGAAACUUCAACUACACCCCGGCGGAUGACUUGAAGGGACCAGGCGGAGUGAAUGUCAGCAGUGUUCCAGAGCUCUUGUUGUCUUGGACGGCCAGAGAUUUCGCUCCUCUGUGUGCCUAGGGAUAAGAUUGAACAGGCUGAUCUGAUGAUGCUAAUCGGAUAGUGGAUUGAAACCACCAAGAAAGUCUUCGGCAAGCCUCACCAUCAAAGGAAGUUGAUGUGGGAAACAGAACUUUUUGGAGGUCUGAGCUCUGUAGGAAUUGCUCCAGUGAAGCUAAACGAUGUGGAAUUUAAAACUCUGCAAAAGUAGAUUCUGUUAAUUAUAAAUUGAUUUGUUCUAUGAGGAUCCUUUGCCAUAAAUAAUUUAGUUUACAGUGAUCCUGUGGAAGGGAGCACGAAGAGGGUAAGAAGGCUUGGAUUUUGUGGAGAAAGGUGAAAAAGGCUCAUCUGGUCAUCGUAACAAAAGAAAUGCAAAAUAAGGGGGAAAUAGGGAAACUGGGGUGCUGUUCUCAAGGCCAAAUCUAACUACCUCAUUGCCCAUAUAGAUUUGGGUGCUUUUUCUGUCUGUGUGCUUAAAAUUGAUUGCCAAUAUACCUUUUCUGUCUCCUGUGAAAUCUUUUCUCAAUCUGUUGUCUUUCUCGCUAUAUCUCAGUCAGUUUGGCUGGCAGCCCAGAAAUCACUG
This is a messenger RNA of Notechis scutatus (mainland tiger snake), 924 nucleotides long. The record is from RefSeq and is a predicted model, not a curated record. Lineage: Eukaryota; Metazoa; Chordata; Lepidosauria; Squamata; Elapidae.